GGAAUGUGAAUUCCUUCAUUACGGUGCUCAUACUAAUCACUGGGAAUACCAAACCAUUCCCAAUCCCCUUCACGUUUUACUCCUCGCAAUUCUCUUCCUUCCCAUUCCCAAUCACUCGAGGCCAGAAAAUGCCGGUGAAGGAAGAAGGGAAUUUGGAGGGAGGAGACUAAUAUAAAGUAACAGCUGCUAGCCCGCUUCACAUGCCUCCAUCGAUUUCGCCCAUCAUUCUCUCCUCUCUCGGCCGCAGCUUUCGCCUUUCUUGCCCUAUUCUUCAUCAAUCGAACACAAGGAUGAAAUCUACUGCAGGGUACCAAAGUUGCUCGAUGGACGAUGAGAAAUCGCUAUCUUUGUACAGAAAGGUGGCCUGUAUGAGAAUUUGUCUCGUCUCAGGGUUCUCGACUGAACUGCUUGAAGUAGAGUCUGAAGCGGCUACUUUGAAUGUUCUCGUUAUACCUGGGAAUCCAGGUGUUGUUUCUUUUUACAAGGAUUUUGUUGAAGCUCUCUAUGAACAGCUUGGGGGUUGUGCAUCUAUAACAGCAAUUGGGCAUGUAUCUCAGUCAAGACAGGAUAUGGCAUAUGGAAGAUUGUUCUCAUUUCAAGAGCAAAUAAAUCACAAGGUGGGUUUCAUUAAAGAACUUCAGAAUAAACAUCUUCCAAUCAUAUUGGUUGGACAUUCUAUUGGCUCGUAUAUAUGUAUUGAAAUUCUGAAGAGAUUCCCAGAGCAGGAGAUAUUUUCUAUUUUACUGUACCCAUUUUUGACUUUAAACACGAGUUCAUUGAGGCAGCGCAUGAUUGGGAUGCUUUCAAGGUCCUCCCUUUUAAGUGCAACUAUCAGCCAUAUUGUGGCCUUGUUGGGUUCAUUUCCUACACGAAUUUCAAGAGCUAUUGUAAUUAAACUUUUUGGCCCAUCAUGGUCUACAACAGCAGUUGAUGCUGCAUGCAAUUGCCUUAUGAAGUACCAUACAAUGCGCAAUGCCUUAUUCAUGGCAAAGUUUGAGUUUGAGAAGCUUUCAGAGGAGCCAGAUUGGAGAUUCCUGAAAGAAAACAAUGAACAAAUCGCAUUUCUGUUCGGCAAUGAUGAUCACUGGGGUCCGUUGUCAUUAUUUGAAGAGAUAUCAAGACAAGUGCCUGAUGCUUUACUGUCAAUAGAAAGGGAAGGCCAUACUCAUUCAUUUUCGUGCUCUGAGGCUGGUUCUGUUUGGGUUGCUCGUCAUGUAGCUAAUUUCAUCAAAAAUCGUGCUUCAAAUCGGCAAUUAUCGCAAUAAGCUUAAUGAUCUUCAUAAUGAUGGUGAUGAUGAUGAUGAUCGCAUCAUUAUCAUCAUCCAUGGAUUAAUUUAAGCUUAAUGAUCAUCAUAAUGAUGACGACGGCGAUCAUGAUGAUGAUCAGGUUUUACUUCAUCAUAUUUUCAUUGAUUCCAUUAAUAUUUGCAUUAAGAUUGGCAAUAAGUGCUUCAAUAUUUUUGUAUUGGAAUUGGUGCAUAAAAUUAUGUAUAAAAAGGCUUAUUUAACUUUUAAAAUGUAAAUAAUGAUG
Molecule: messenger RNA, 1531 nt
Organism: Phalaenopsis equestris
Lineage: Eukaryota; Viridiplantae; Streptophyta; Magnoliopsida; Asparagales; Orchidaceae
Product: lipid droplet-associated hydrolase
Exons: 13
Coding region: 201-1265 (354 amino acids)
Biological process (GO): lipid storage
Cellular component (GO): lipid droplet
Molecular function (GO): lipase activity
Source: RefSeq, a predicted model, not a curated record